CGUAGAGCCGAGGUGCGCGUAAACGGUGCGCGUCCAAUGUCUUGUGAAUGACGGGCACACUUUCAACUUCUGUGACAUUGUAGCGCCGCUGUGUGCGCGUCAGUACUUCAUACUUUGCCUGUGGACGCGCGGCAGGUGAGAACGUGCCGUCUGACGCGGUGUUGACGCGCAGCGCCUCGCGACUGCGCACGAUCCGGUUUUAUCAGCGGUCUCGGAGCCGAGCGGCGUCUUUAGUGGCGUGUUCGUAGGUUCGCAGCGGCUGCGACUGCGAGUGAAACUUGCGGGAGUCGUUCCUGGGACAUCUGAUCUGCGUCGCCCGAUCCCGCGAAGACGCCUUUUAUUCCGACCACGUGGACUCCGCUUUGAAGGUGACAAACCUGAAAGUUUCACGGGCCACUUUUCGUGCGCAUGAUGUACACAAUUACAAGAGGUCCCAGCAAGCUGGUCACGCAGCGACGCACAGGGCCGACGCAACAGCUGGAGAACAAAAUUAACGAUUUCAAGCACAAGCAGACGUCCUGGAGUUUGCCCGACCUUCCUGCACCUAAGAUAGUCUUCAGCCGUCCAAACGGCAGAAAGCACCACCAGCCCGCUGUGUUUCCGCCCGCAGACAAGCAGCUGGAGGAGACUUUCAACCCAUCACAUGAGGAAAAUGUCAAGUUUGUCUACGAGGCUUGGCAGGAGGUGGUGCAGCAGGAGCACAGGCCGGAGGAGGCCCAGCGGCCCGUUCACUACAAGGAGACCAGUCCGGGUCCACACAUGGGCAACUUUGCAGCCAUCGACCUGGAUGAGUGGUGGGCCCAGCGAUUUCUAGCCAACAUCGACAAGCUCUCCUGACCCUCGAUGCGAUUUGCAGAGAUCUGACACUCAGGAGGCGAGACCUACAACAGGACGGCGCACCGACGAGCGCAAACCCAGGAACCAGAAAAGCAGGCACCAUGGGUCCAAGUGCCAAAUGUGGCUCAAAUGUACUGACAGUGCUGGGACACUGACAUAGUAACGCUAAAUGUGAGUGAUUGGUGGCACACUGGGGAAUGUGUUUUCCAUCUUGCUGCCUGCAAACAGGAUGUUAUGUUGCUUGAAAUGUAGUAAAAGAAAAAUCAUA
Messenger RNA from Betta splendens (Siamese fighting fish), 1105 nucleotides. RefSeq names its product MAPK regulated corepressor interacting protein 2-like. Bases 409 to 837 code for a protein of 142 amino acids. The record is from RefSeq and is a predicted model, not a curated record. The transcript has 5 exons. NCBI's taxonomy places the organism in Eukaryota, Metazoa, Chordata, Actinopteri, Anabantiformes, Osphronemidae.